This is a messenger RNA of Trichoderma atroviride IMI 206040, 491 nucleotides long. The record is from RefSeq and is a predicted model, not a curated record. NCBI's taxonomy places the organism in Eukaryota, Fungi, Ascomycota, Sordariomycetes, Hypocreales, Hypocreaceae.
AUGUCUGAAUUUUUCACUGGGGAGGACAUUUCCAGUGGGGAUUAUAAACUGUCAAAGAGCCAAGAUUAUGACAAGUUCCUCUUGGGGCUAGCAGGUAUUGCGGAGGCCAGACGCAGCGAACUUGAAUCCGCCACGCCACUGAUUACCAUCUCCAAGGAUGGAGACGAAUGGAAUAUAACGGAGAAAAGCGAAUUGGGCAUUAAAGAGACUAAAUUUCAGAUGGGCGAAGCAUUCGACGACGUCCUUUUAAAUGGAGUCGGAACCAAGAGUAUUGCAUCUGAACAUGGCCCUUUUUUGAUUCUGAUGCACACUCCAUUGGAUGGUAGCGACAUGGUCUCUGUUUCUCACGAAUUUUUGGAGAACCAGGUCCGUGUCAGCCUGAGUGUGAGGGAUGCAGCUGCUGUUAGGAUUUUUGACCGUCUCUAGAGGAAUGAUCCUACCUAUGGCUCUUUAAUAUAUCGCUUAUGCCUCACCCUUAUCUUUGCAUCGUA